GCAAUCAUGAACGGAUUCGAAGACGAUAAGAAGCCAAAGUGCGAUGGCGACGAGUAUGUCAAGCCUGGGCCCAAGGACCUCCAGGUUCAGCUCGUCAUUUCCCUAUCGCUAGGGGUUUCUGCCUUUCUAGCCUUUUGUAUAUUACGACGACGAUGGAAAUCCCUAUACGCCGCGCGCAAACGACAUGCCGAGAUCGAGCUCCCACACUUGCCCGACACUUUGUUUGGUUGGAUGCCCGCCCUUUAUAGGAUUACCGAACACCAGGUUCUGGCUUGCGCCGGACUGGACGCAUAUGUAUUCCUGACAUUCUUCAAGAUGUCGUUGCAGCUCUUCGCUGUCAUGUUCUUCUGUGCCGCCGUUGUUCUCGAGCCCAUCAAUCGCCACUUUGAUCCCGGACACAAACGCAACGACACCCACCCCUCCGAAUUUUCCCUGCUCCGCGAGUAUGCGCCGUAUAGCGACUAUCAAAGAGUCAACCUCUUCGGAAACGCUGGCGAAAACUCUGGCGACGACCAUGGGGGCGAUGACGAGAGCUUCAACAAGAACAUGAGCUACUUGUGGUCUUACCUGGUGUUUACCUAUGUAUUUACUGGACUUACCCUGUUUAUGCUGAACCGGUACACUCUGAAGGUCAUUGGCAUACGCCAGAACUACUUGGGCACACAAUCUACAAUCACCGACCGAACGUUCCGAUUGUCUGGCAUUCCUGAGAACCUGCGCACCGAGAAUGCGAUCAAAACUUUGGUAGAAAAGCUGGAGAUUGGAAAGGUGGAAAGCGUCACUUUGUGCCGCAACUGGAAGGAGAUCGACGAACUGAUGGAGCGCAGAACCGCAAUACUCGCCAAAUUGGAAGAGACAUGGAGUGUUUACAUCAGCCAAAAGCCAAAAUUACCAGUUGGAACGCAGGCGAAUGGCGAUGGGACAGCUUCGGGGGCACCAGAAGUACGGUCUGAUGAAGAAGCCGGCGAAAGUGAACGACUGCUGCGAGGAGGGCAUGAUAUGCAGAUUGACCGGCCCCGUCCUCAGGCAAGGCUCUGGUACGGCUUUCUUCGUAUGCAAAGUCGCAAGAUUGAUGGUCUUGACUAUUACACCGAACGCCUCCGGUUGCUCGAUGAAAAGAUUAUCGCUGCUCGGAAGAAGACCUAUGAACCGGCCAACAUCGCAUUCGUGACCAUGGACUCUAUUGCAGCCUGUCAGAUGGCGAUCCAGGCCCUCAUCGACCCUGGGCCGGGCCAGUUACUAACGAAGCCUGCCCCAGCCCCAUCCGAUGUGGUAUGGAGGAAUACAUACAAGCCUUGGUGGAGGCGGCGCUUCCAGUCGUGGACUGUCACCAUCUUUAUCUCGAUUCUUUCCAUCAUCUGGGUCGGUCCCGUCGCUGCCCUAGCAUCUACCACCAUCUGCACCAUCAAGGCCAUUAUGCCCUCUCUAGCCGAGACCCUCAAGGACCACGAAAUCAUCCGCUCGCUUAUUCAGACCGGCAUCCCGACUCUCGUGGUAUCUUUGCUCAACGUCGCCGUGCCCUACCUCUACGACUUCUUGUCCGAACACCAAGGCAUGAUCUCGCGGGGCGAUGUGGCCCUCUCCGUGAUCAGCAAGAACUUCUUCUUUACCUUCUUCAACAUUUUCCUCAUCUUCACCGUCUUCGGUGCCGCUGUGGCAGGUAUCCAGGAGACGUUUCGAAAGAGCCUGACAGACAGCACCUACAUCGCCUACACCAUUGCCACAAAGAUUGAGGAACUGACCAGCUUCUACAGCUGCUUCAUCAUGCUCCAGGGUCUGGGGUUGUUCCCCUUCCGACUGCUCCAGUUUGGCAGCAUAAGCUUGUACCCGAUCAACCGCAUGGGCGCAAAGACGCCAAGGGACUUUUCCCAGAUCAUGCAACCGCCCAUGUUCUACUAUGGCUUUUACCUGCCCACGGCGCUGUUGGUGUUCAUCUUGUGUCUGGUCUACAGUGUGUUGCCAGACGGGUACCAGGUCUUGGGGUUGGGCGUGGUGUACUUUGUGUUUGGGUAUUUCACCUACAAGUAUCAGCUGCUGUAUGCCAUGGAUCAACCGCAGCACGCGACGGGGGGUGCGUGGAGGAUGAUUUGCUAUCGGGUCAUUCUGGGGCUGGUGGUGUUCCAGGUGACCAUGUCGGGGUACUUGGCGCUGAAGUCGGCGUUUACGGUGGCGGUGCUGGUGACCCCGCUGGUGAUUGGGACGGUGUGGUAUAGUUGGAACUUCAAGUGGCAGUUUGAGCCGCUGACGAAGUUUAUUUCUUUGGUUAGUAUCAAGAGGGGAGAGGACGAGGAAGAAGGGGUGAAUGAGGUGGCGAUUUUGGAUGAUGAGAGGGAGGGGGGGUAUGAGGAGGAUGUGGAUCAGAGGUCGUUGAGGCGGAGGGGGAGCACGACGGUUGAUGAGGCGAGGGAGAAGGGGUUGCGGUUUGUGAAUCCUAGUUUGGUGGUUCCUCUGGAGCAACCAUGGAUCUACCAAGACCCACCACCGCCAUUAACAGAAGAGAACGAUAGUCUCGAGUUCGCCAUUGGUGGUAGCGAAGGGGAGUACUCUUACGGCGCGGGGCCAUCAAUACGGAGCCGAAGAGACGAGACGCGGGUCGAGGGAAUCGCAACUAGACCUCCGGGGCCCGGGAGCGGGGCUGCUAGUAGUAACUCUUCUAGCUCGAUAAGCUUGGGGGAUACACAUAUUUGGAGGCAGUGA
Messenger RNA from Podospora anserina S mat+, 2697 nucleotides. RefSeq lists its product as uncharacterized. Lineage: Eukaryota; Fungi; Ascomycota; Sordariomycetes; Sordariales; Podosporaceae. The record is from RefSeq and is a predicted model, not a curated record. The transcript is spliced from 3 exons. Gene Ontology annotation, molecular function: calcium-activated cation channel activity. The annotation marks the transcript as partial. Gene Ontology annotation, cellular component: plasma membrane.